This is a messenger RNA of Trichosurus vulpecula (common brushtail), 4258 nucleotides long. It is a transcript of the gene KCNJ9, whose product is annotated as potassium inwardly rectifying channel subfamily J member 9. Gene Ontology annotation, molecular function: G-protein activated inward rectifier potassium channel activity. NCBI's taxonomy places the organism in Eukaryota, Metazoa, Chordata, Mammalia, Diprotodontia, Phalangeridae. Gene Ontology annotation, biological process: regulation of monoatomic ion transmembrane transport; potassium ion import across plasma membrane. Gene Ontology annotation, cellular component: plasma membrane. The transcript is spliced from 2 exons. The record is from RefSeq and is a predicted model, not a curated record. The coding region runs from base 19 to 1260 and encodes 413 amino acids.
AAGGGCGUCGCUGCUGACAUGGCUCAGGAAAACUCGGCCUUCUCCCCUGGGCCCGAGGAGCCCCCCGGGGGUCUCCCCCGCGCCCUGGCGGCGCGCGCCGAUCCCCGAGAGCCCCCGGAGAGGCCGCCCCGACGGGGCCGCCAGCGCUAUGUGGAGAAGGACGGCAAGUGCAACGUGCAGCAGGGCAACGUGCGGGAGACGUACCGCUACCUGACGGACAUCUUCACCACGCUCGUGGACCUGCAGUGGCGACUCAGUCUGCUCUUUUUCGUGCUCGCCUAUGCGCUCACCUGGCUCUUUUUCGGCGCCAUCUGGUGGCUGAUCGCCUACGGCCGCGGGGACCUGGAGCACCUAGAGGACACGACGUGGACGCCGUGCGUGAACAACCUCAACGGCUUCGUGGCCGCCUUCCUAUUCUCCAUCGAAACCGAGACCACCAUCGGCUACGGGCACCGCGUCAUCACGGACCAGUGCCCCGAGGGCAUCGCGCUGCUGCUGCUGCAGGCCAUCCUGGGGUCCAUGGUCAACGCCUUCAUGGUGGGCUGCAUGUUCGUCAAGAUCUCGCAGCCCAACAAGCGCGCCGCCACGCUCGUCUUCUCCUCGCACGCCGUGGUGUCUCUGCGCGACGGGCGCCUGUGCCUCAUGUUCCGCGUGGGCGACCUGCGCUCGUCUCACAUCGUGGAAGCCUCCAUCCGCGCCAAGCUCAUCCGUUCGCGCCAGACGCUCGAGGGCGAGUUCAUUCCCCUGCACCAGACUGACCUCAGCGUCGGCUUCGACACGGGCGACGAUCGCCUCUUUCUCGUCUCGCCCCUGGUCAUCAGCCACGAGAUAGAUGCCUCCAGCCCCUUCUGGGAGGCGUCACGGCGUGCCCUCGAGAGGGACGACUUCGAGAUCGUGGUGAUCCUUGAGGGCAUGGUGGAGGCCACUGGGAUGACGUGCCAAGCUAGGAGCUCAUAUCUGGUGGACGAGGUGCUGUGGGGUCACCGCUUCAUGUCCGUACUGAGCCUGGAAGAUGGCUUCUACGAGGUGGACUAUGCCAGCUUCCAUGAGACCUUCGAGGUGCCCACACCCUCCUGCAGUGCCCGAGAGUUGGCUGAGGCUGCUGCCCGGCUUGAUGCUCAUCUCUACUGGUCCAUCCCCAGCCGGCUGGAUGAGAAGGUGGAGGAGGAAGGGGCGGGAGAGGGGCCGGGCUGGGGGAAUGAAGGGGACAAGGACAAGAACGGUCGCCUGCCCCCCCCAGAGAGUGAGUCCAAGGUGUAGCUCUAGCCAGAGGAGGUAGGAUACACCCCUUCCCCACUACCUCCCAACCCCCAGUAUCAGACAGAUGGCCAGGAUCAGGACAGACAGGUCCAAUGGUAGCAGAGAGGCCCAGGCAUAAAAGAGAAAAAGACCUAAUUACUUACAAAGAGGUUCAAGUUCAAUGGGCCCUUUAGAAUCUCAAGUCUAGGAUCCACUCUGGGAGGAGAGAGCUAGUGUAGGCAUUAGGGGUGGGAUUGAGAAUCCAUUUGCCAUGGAGCUAGAGAGGAUGAAAUAUGGGUUGUGGACCAUUGCAUUUAUGUUUGUUAUUAAAUCUAUUUAAAGAUGGACACACAUUUGAGUAGCAUAGGGUCAGAUCAGUAUUUGAAUGAGAAGGUAGAAGGAAAGAGAUAUGAUCUAAUGAAUAUAUGACUAGAUGGAGAAUUGGCAGUUUUAUGAGAGGAUGGGUAGAGAAAUGGAUGGAGUGAUAAGAUUAGGAUUAGAUUGGAUUAAGUUGUUGAGUGGUUUGAGGAUAGAGGGAGUUGUAUGGGAAGCUGAGAGGGUUGGUGGGUGGAUGGAUGGAUGGAUGGAUGGAUAGAAGGACAGAGACAGAGAGAAAUACUUGGACAUUAGUAGGCAGAGGUGAGUGGCAGAAUGGAUAGUAAUGUUGAUAAAUGGAAAAAUAGAAGGGAGGGAGAGAGGAAUAAAAGAACUCUUCCUGCCCUAGCUGGUAAGGUAGACAGCUCUGAGUUGAGAGGAGAGGAAAGAGAAUCUGUGCCCAAGGGGAAGAAAGAGUGAGCCAUGGAGUAGCUAGCUCUUCAGAUAGGCUUUUUAAAAAACUUCUAUAUUAAGAGAAUUAUAGAUACAGAUCUAUUUAACUGUGGGGUGGGAUGGAGUGGUAAGGGCUUGGGAGUGAUCCCAGCACUAGCUCCAGUGCAAUUGGGGGUCAGAAGAGGCUAUUCCUGGAGAGGACAGAGAGCGUUUGAGUGGUUGUGAUCAUUCAGACAAGUGUUAUGGAAGCCAGAACUGAAGAAGAGUCUUCUAUCACUUUUGUCACUGUUGAGCAAGAUGGGAAAUGGAGGAAGAAGAGAAUCAAUCAAUGCUGUUGACUGAGCACCAGCUGUGAACUGAGCACUGACCUGGGCAUGAUAGAGAGAGGCAAUAGGAUAUGAGAAAAACUGGCCCCUGGCUUUGCCAUCUAUCUGGUAAGAAAGAAUACACAUGUGAAAAAACUGAAUGGACAAUAUACCAAUCCAGGAAAAUCAGUAUACCUGAGACUAAGGCCAAGAGCUGAGCAGUGCCAAAUAAUGAGCAUACAAACUGGGAGAGCGCAGUGGUCUUGGAAGGCAUCUUUGAGAGGAGUUCUGCUGCGUUUAAGGAUCUGUGCUGGUGGGCAAAGAGAGGCUAGAGGGAUUAAUCUGGGUAGAAGGAAUAUAGCAAGUUCAGGAGGUAGGAAAGGGAGCAGACCAUCUUGGCAGAACCAGGUGAAAUAGAGUCCCUGAGCAUGGUGGAGGGAAGAAGGCCUUAAGUAUCAGGAUUAAGAAUUUGCAUUCUGCAGAGUUGGUAUCAGAGAACCAUUGAUGGUUUUCUGACAGUUCAAUAAGCACUGAUUAAAUUCUUGCUAUGUGCCAGGCACUAGGGUUACAAAGACAAAAAUGAAACAGUCCCUGCCCUCAUGGAGCUUAUGUUCUCUUGGAGAGAGACAACACUUGUGCACAGAGAAGUAAAUAAAAAUAUAAGGAUAAGGACCAGACCAGUGAUUUCACUGGAAAAGGGAACUUCUGGCUAGAGAAACUCCCUCUACAAUUCCUUUUACGGUUGUGGUGCCUUCUCUGCAAUUUAUGAUCUUAGCAAGAUCUCUGAAAAGAUUAAGUGACUUGCCUAAGGCCACUUAGUCAACAUAUGUCAGAGACGAGGCUUAACCUGUCUUCCUAGAUUCAAAGCCGGUGCUCUAUCCACUAUGCUUAUACAUGGUAAAGAUGCAGAAACUGGGAAGGAGUAGGGCGGAGAAAGAAGCGUAAGACAGGGUGGAGAAUCAUUGAAAGGCAUUCUCUAGGAUGUGGCACUUAAGUGGAGCCUUGUGGGGGAGCUAGAGAUAACAAGAGGUAAGGAUGAGGAAAGAGGACAUUUCGGGAAGAAAGUGGGAUCAGGGCAAGGAGUGGAGAGGGAGGGGAGGAUCAUGGAGGAUCAUGCCUUUGCAAAGACAGAGAUGAGAGAGCAGGAUAUGCAUUGCAAAUGACAGGGGAGUGACAUGGAAUGAUGCAAGUACACUUUAGGAGAAUUUGUCUGAUGGUAAUUGUGGGAUGGAUUGAAAGCAAGAGAGACAGGGAGCAGGGACCUCAGGAGGCAAUUAGGAAGCAACUGCAGUAACCCAUCCAUGAGGGGACUGAGAAAAAGGCAUUUAAGUUGCGUUGUAAAGGUUUAAAGGUUGGAUUCAAACUUAGGUUAAUCCCCUGGGACUGAUUCCUCUGAGGAGAGAGGACCUGAAUUAGAGAGGUAGCCAUGGCAAGGGAGCCAAUCUCUUCUAGAAGGGUGACCAGGAUGUAGUUAGUAAUGGAUCAAACGAGGAAUGAAGCCGAGAAGAGAUUCAAAGAUGACUUUGACUGUGACCGUGGCCUGCUAUCUGUCUGUGCUUCGUGGACUGGGAGCCCCCCCCAGAAAUAAUCUCCCUUCCAUAUCCUCUCAUGCCCUGCCUGCCCUUCCCACCCUUCUGACCCAGUAAUUAAAAGAGCAGAGGCCUCUGGGACCAGAUCAUGAGUGAUAAGGGUGGGGGCAAACCUCAGAUGGUAAGGUGUGAUGAGAGGGAGGCAAACCUCUGGGACUGGUCUCCUCUAAAGGAAGCGAAAGAAAAUAUGGCCACUGGCCAGGAGCACCCACACCCUAGUCCUGCCUGCCCUCAAAAGGGAGGGAGGACAUCUAUGGCAGUACUGGCUUAGUGAGGGCCCUUUGCUUCACAACUGUGACUUCAUACUCACUCCUGCUCUUUAAUAAACUUACAGCCCCUCUGGGGGGAAGAACUCUA